This is a messenger RNA of Clonostachys solani, 1665 nucleotides long. Lineage: Eukaryota; Fungi; Ascomycota; Sordariomycetes; Hypocreales; Bionectriaceae. The record is from the annotation of a GenBank genome assembly.
AUGUCUCUUGAGAGCCUCCCACCAGAACUACAAACCAAAAUCUAUAGUUUCCUGGUAACAUCAUUUGGUCCCUCAUCAAUCCAUGCCUUGCUCAAAGUAUCAAAACAACUAUACGCCGUGGCCCUCCCGUUGUCCGUGCAAAUCUUCCGGAACACGGCACCUUUGCAAGUAGGCAACGGACUUUGCUCGGUAACCCGCAAUGCCCAGUUCUUGCGUUAUAUCCUCGUCUCCAGACCCGAGCUAGCAAAGAAAGUCGAUACAGUCAUUUUAGGUGGCUUUGCGGAUAGAAAUGUUGAAGGAAAUUCACAUGCCAGCAGUCCAGAAGAACUUGAGAUCUAUGAGCGGUUUAUCAUCGACAGUUUGGGUCCAACACUUGGAAAGGUGGAUGCGGAACGCCGUGACAGAUGGAUAGCUCACCUGAAAGAAGGCUACUCUGAUGCACAGAUCUCUCUGAUUCUGCUCGCUUGUCCGAACGUCAAGAGGCUCUAUUUUGAAGACUCCCAAGACCCGUCGAACGAAGAAUUUUUCGAAAAGCCACCUUCUUUCAUGUUUUUGCUUGAAAUGGCCCAAACUCUGUCAGUAUCAGGUGUCUCUGAGUCCAGGCCCCCUCCGCUAGGGAAUGUCGAGCAUGUUCACGUUCAAUCUCAAUAUUGGAACACUUGCGGCUGGGAACAAGCCCUCCGCCUCUUGGCACUACCCCAACUACAGAUUUAUGAAUCCCUCAAUGCCACCUACCAAGGCAAACUUCCAGAAGACUCGACCGUCCUCGCUCAAUUGCCCAAGUCUUCUGUGCGCUCCGUCGCUUUUCACCAGUCGCAUGCGCCUGCAUCCGAGGUCAAGUUUGUGUUGGACAGUUGCGAUAACCUGACGAGCUUUGAGUACAUCAGUGCAAUGUGGAUGCCGAUUGAUGGGAGUCUAUCUCAAGGCAUUAUGAGAGCUGUUCUACCUCAUGCCGAAACCCUCACGCAUUUGCAUCUCGACUUCCAGGAGGACUGUGAAAGGGAAGAUUGGAGAGAAAACCCACACGGGUUGUACUUGGGCUAUGAGCUUGCCCAGAUGACAGCGCUAAGGUACCUCAGCGUCGGGAUGCAGACUCUUACCGGGAUGUUUGACCCCAUAGCAAUAAAGCCACAAGACAUGCCACUACGGAUUGAAGGCGCCCCCAGGAUCGUCGAAUGCCUGCCGGAAAAGCUACAUGAACUGAGAAUUCGCGAAUGCGGCAAGACGAUAGUCAGCCAAGCAGCAGAGUUGCUUGAUACAAUUGAGAAAGGGCAACGCUUCCAAAAUCUGCAGUGUAUCAUGUUGGCGUUUAAAGAUGAGAAUAUCGCGAUCGAAGACAUCCAGCAGGGUUUUCCUGAGUUAGCAACCGAAAGCACUCGGUACAGUCUUGCGGUGAGCUUCCAGAACCGUGCCAUGCGCUGGCUUGACUCUGGUAGAGGCAAGACUUUUGAGGGCAUCCGCGCCAUCCCGAGUCUCUGCUCCCGUAUAUUUGCCGAUGACCUUCGGAGAGACUGGGUUGAUUUUCGUGGACUACCAACAGUACAUACCAAGACCUAUGGCAAAUCGGAUGACACGUGUUUUCGCACUCAUAGGGUAAAUCCGAUCUUGAGAAUGCAGAGGUUGCUGCUUAAAAAACCACCACACGAGUUUGGGCUUGACGAUUAG